CACAGCCAAUCCAAAGCGCUCGCUCUGUUUCCAGACCUCGGCUCUGAAACUUCCUCAUGCAGAAGAAAGGAGGGCGAAGCAGAGCUCUCAAAAGAUGAAGGGGGAAGCGGAGAGGCUGAAGAUCCUGCAGGAAUAUGCAGCCUAUUAUGAAGUAAAGAGCCACGAAGGAAGCGUGUCACUUUGUGACAUACAGGACUUAAAGGAGCUCGGCUCUGCCUGGUCCGAGUGUGGCCCUUCAGCAGCUCCGAGGGACCCUUAUUAUGAGAUUAUUAAAGAGACCUAUCAGAAGAGGGAUGAGCAGCACAGAAAUGAGUUGUUGAGGAACCUGAUGAAGGCCUUUGCCAUACUGGAACUGAUCUGUAUUAAUCUCUUUCUGUACCCCUGGAGAAAAGAGAUCAGGAUAGUGAAGAGAUUUACGGGAAAUUUUGUGUACUACAUUGAACCUGUGAUUCCAGAUCACAUCGUGCAGCUUAUCCUUCAGAGGGUGGGGUAUACAGAAGUCACACCAACAGAGUAUAUCAUCGGACAGAAAGUAAAUACGGAAGAAGCCAAACAAAGCGCUUUUGAGCUAUUUCUGGCCAGGGUGCGCUGCAAAGAAAUAAUUCAGCUUAUUGCAGAAAAUAAAACAAAUUACGCGGAUCUCUUCUUUACAGAGACUUCUCACAGAAGCGAUGGAGAGGGAACUACUAACUAUAAAACCAGAGUGCAGUCCAUAACGGACAGAAACAUUCAAAAAGUGGCUGGUUUUGGGAAACAGGAAGGCGCUUAUAAUUUAAAUUUCCGUACCAAAGAACUUGAUGGUAAGGAAUCGACCUGUAGAAACGUGGAAGACACCCUUGUGGCGGUUUCUAAUGCCCGCAGUAGCCAUGACCACGUUGAUCGGAUCUGUAACAUUGGAACAAGCCAUUGUUUGAGCAAAUCCUUAGACAGCGAGGAGUUUAUUAAAAACUACAGUGACCUCAACCUGGCUCAACGGCCAAUUGUCCUCAAGCACAGCAGCAAGAAGUUGAAUAUGAAAAUCGAGGAGAAGCGGUUAAAUCGGUGGGAAAACCCAGUGUCUGAAGAAACCAACAUCGUUUUGGAAGCCCCAGAACCUUCAACUCUUAAUGUUCUACCAAAAGCUCCAUUAGAAACAGGUUUGGCCCAGGACCGAGAACUUAUUGACGAAACGCACGAUGUAAAAGGUGAAAGCAGUGACGCAAUUAAAUUCAGGCAUGGUUGGAGCAAAUCGAGCACUGAGGGGUCACUUGCCAACAGAGCCCUUAGUGAACCCACCAUGGAAUCCAUUCAGUUCAACAAGGGUGGUCCUUCAGGGAGGUCAGUGCUUAAGCUGAAAAUUGAUAAAAUGAACGAUGUGUUUUUAACCUACCCUAUAGAGGAAACCCUUCCUCCAAAGUGCGUGACAUUGGCUAGUAGCAAGGAGCUCAGUAAUUUGUCAUCAAAGAAGACCGUCAUCAAGAGCAAAGAGGCCGCCGAUGGCCUAACUUCAUCCAAAGCCACGUUUCCGAUUAGUAAAUCCUCGGAUUGCACUGAAGACACAGAGAAUUUGAGUUAUCUCAGAGAACCUCCUAACUCUACAUAUAUUCCCCCAGGAGGGGCAGAAAGACAGGCUGGGAGACCCAGAGAACAGCACCCUGAAGAAGACCGGUUUCCUGGCCAACCGGCAGACGUGGUCGAAAUCGACGAGGCCGUUUAUAAAAUGAACACGGAUACGCGGGAUGAUUUCGUAAUAAUCACCAGACGAGAGAAUUCCCAAAGCUAAAUUACCCAAAGCACAGAGACUUGACAUACAGUUACGUCAAAGUACCACAAAAACAUUAAAACUGUGGACAUUUAUACAGCAAAGCGGAGCUUCCGAGGGAACAAUCGCUUCUAGUUUAGUGCUUUCUUUAUUGAACUGCCUUUGUAUUAAAACAAACCCUUUUCACAUAAUUCCAUGAUGAUACUUUAUUGUAAAUAGACUGUAAAAUGAAGAAAAAAAUGAAAG
Messenger RNA from Spea bombifrons (plains spadefoot toad), 1987 nucleotides. RefSeq lists its product as uncharacterized. Bases 95 to 1762 code for a protein of 555 amino acids. Gene Ontology annotation, cellular component: cytoplasm. The transcript is spliced from 2 exons. Lineage: Eukaryota; Metazoa; Chordata; Amphibia; Anura; Pelobatidae. The record is from RefSeq and is a predicted model, not a curated record.